Panicum virgatum (switchgrass) is the source of this 814-nucleotide messenger RNA. RefSeq names its product autophagy-related protein 8D-like. Gene Ontology annotation, biological process: cellular response to nitrogen starvation. The record is from RefSeq and is a predicted model, not a curated record. The transcript is spliced from 6 exons. Lineage: Eukaryota; Viridiplantae; Streptophyta; Magnoliopsida; Poales; Poaceae. Bases 175 to 537 code for a protein of 120 amino acids.
CCCAGCCCAACUACCGGUUUGCCGUUUGCCCUCCGUCUUCCUCCUCGAGUCCUCUUUCUUCUCCACUUCUCCUUCCUGCGGCGGCGGCCGAUUUCGGGGGGCAAUUCGCUAUAGCAGAUUUCAACGAAGGGAAGGAACCGACCGGCGAUUCGCUCCGAUCAGAUCUGAUUCUCCAUGAUGCCCUUCAAGAAGGAAUUCACCUUCGAUGAGAGGCUCCAGGAAUCCGCCGCCAUGAUCGCCAACUACCCCGCCAGGGUCCCCGUCAUCGUUGAAAGGUUUUCAAGGAGUAAUUUACCAGAAAUGGAGAAAAGGAAGUACCUGGUUCCCUGUGACAUGCCUGUUGGGCAGUUCAUUUUCAUACUACGGUCCAGGUUACACCUAUCUCCAGGAACAGCGUUAUUUGUGUUUGUAAACAACACUUUACCCCAAACAGCUAGCCUAAUGGGAAGUGUAUAUGACUCGUACAAGGAUAAGGAUGGUUUCCUAUACAUGUGCUACAGCAGCGAGAAGACAUUUGGCUGCCCUGGCCUGACCUGACGUAAAAAUUUGCUUUGCGGUCAGGUACAAUGCUUAGAAAUUACUAUUCAAGUCUGCCACAGCACAUCUCACAACGAACAAGCAAUGAUUGGACAAUUUGACAAGUUCAGCAUUCAGUACAAAAUUGACGCGCUGAGGAACAAUGAAAAGCAUGUGCAAGCUGCCAAGCUGCAAACAACUAGCUGCCACCGUUCACCAGAUAACACCUACCGACAUUAUACAGCUACAAUGCAAGGAACCUUUUUUGGUUGUACAAUGCAAGAAAUUUUAGCUGUCU